Molecule: messenger RNA, 2887 nt
Organism: Mercenaria mercenaria
Lineage: Eukaryota; Metazoa; Mollusca; Bivalvia; Venerida; Veneridae
Exons: 7
Coding region: 335-1480 (381 amino acids)
Source: RefSeq, a predicted model, not a curated record
GCUAACUGUCAGUGUAUAUUGUAGUGUUCUGUGAGCUUCAUUUCCUUGGAUUUACGUGAUAAAUCAUUUAAACAGUUACUUUCAUCCCAGACUUAGCGGACUUAAUGAAAAGUUUUAACAAAAAUUAGGUUUAAAUGGAACUUUUUUUGAUAAUUCUCUUCAUCAAAUUCUGAUGCUGUGACAUAUGAGGUCAAGGGUUAAUGCUCAUGCAUAAACAUAGAGGUUAAACUUUUGUUUAAAAAUUAAUUCAUAAAUAUUUAUUUUAACGGAUAUUUAACAAAAAUGUAACUAAUUUUAUUAUCUUUUUGUGUUAGUUCAGCCAUCACAGUGAGCCAUGAAGGUACAGUGGAAUAUUAUGCUUAUGGAUUUACCAUUUAUUUGCGUUCUUUUGUUUUUAAAUUUUGUGGACAAAAGUUCACAAAGUCGCCAGCAAGACACAUGGGAGCAUAUAUCGAUUCGUUAUGGAUUUUGGUACCACCUACCGCAGUACGACAGAGCUGCCUUUGAUGAGGGGUAUACUAGACUUAAUGAUGUUUGCAAAACGGACAACUACCAUGGAUUUCUGUUUUCGAAGGAUGGCAAUACGAAAGUGAUGCCAAUAUAUGAUCUCAACGGUAACCUCGCAGGAAUACAAUCAGCAAUCCCAGGCAAUAUGCGAGGAUACAACUCCCUCAACGAGACGAUAGAUUUACCACCAGUAGAGAUUAUGCCCCCUGUACUGAAAGGACUUAGAGACGCUAAAGGAAUUCUAUAUUAUACAGUCACAGCUUACUUCAAACAUCCGAAACUGAUCUGUAGUCCUAUGGCCCCUAAAGGAGUCACUCCUGGUCGAGGACUUUAUAUACAAAUGGGUUUUAAUCCAGAACAUGACUUCCUGCACAUUCCGAGAGAAAAUCGACAUUUAUCUCCCCUGUGGAGACGCGGAAACUGUGUUCCAAUGAUGGGAACCCAUUACUUUAUGAACCUGUCACAAAACUUGCCCUGCGAGAAAAUCUAUCCCCUGUUCUUGAUGUACGACAUGGAGGGAAACCUCGGUGCCUUUGGAUGGGUGUUCCAGGGGCGACCAAACAACUUGUACUCAAAGGGUGGCACUGGAUGGUUUCAUUUAAUACCAGAAACGUACCCAUUCCUUUAUAAAUCCAGUAUGCUACCACCGUGUAUGUUCUACGAAAAGUUUCAAGUCUUCGGAAUACAUAUAUAUCUACAAGACCCAAAAAACCUAUUGUGUACAAUAUCGAAUGUUAAACAACGCAAGACAACAGAAAAUCCGCAACAUCACAACCCUGCACGACCACCUCCAACUUAUAUUACAGCUAUAGAAGAGGAAAAGUAUAAAAAUAUUAAUUCUGAAAACUACGCUAUAGAGGCUUUUGACUCAAAUUCAUCGUCUAGAAGUGUUAAUUUAAACAAACACCUAUUCACAUUAGUUUUAGUAUCAGUGUCUAACUUUAUAUGCUUAAAAUACGUGAUUCAAAGAUAGGAAUACUGUAGACUAAUAAAAAGAGUUUGGAGAUUAUUUAAAGUGAUAGGAGUGACUGAAGUUUUUGAGAAGGUACUGUAUAUUCAUUGAUACAGGAUGUGGGUAUAAAAAUCCAACCACUUAAAUUAAUGCCAUAAAAAUUACUUAUAGUGCCAUUAUUUGCCAGAGCUAAUAAGAAGUGUUGUUUAAACACCACACUCUUAUUUGUUAAUAAAACAAUACAGGCAGGGACCAUAGGCUUCAGUGGAAUGUACCUCAAAACAAAAACAAUUCCUCAAUGACUGGAGAAAGAUUGUUAAAAGAUUACAUAAUUAUGGUGCUUACAAUGAUGAGGAUAAUAAUUCCAGUGCUAUGUCAUUUAAGUUUAUGACACAGGAAAUUCUGUAUGAAGAUAUGACCAUGUAAUAACUGUCCCGAGUAUAUUCUAGUCAUAUGAACUGUAAUGUCAACCAAAUUAAGGCUGACUUCACGUGAAAAGCUUGCUGAACUAAGGAUGAACAAUUUCACAUUAGCUACAACCAUGGUUUGAGAACAUGGCACAGUUGGCCUAUGGAGUAUCAAAUUUAAGUUAACAGCAACCAUGGCUCAAUACUAUGGCACAGUUGACCUAUAAAUGAUCAAAUUUAAGUUAAUGGUAACCAUGGUUACAGACCAUGGCAUGUUUGACCUAUGGAUGAUCGAACUUGCAAUCAUGGUUCGAGACUAUGGUUUAACAAAUGUUCAACCCUGUCCAGACCAUAGCAUAACGUGUGCAAGAAACAAAACAGAAAAAUGUAUACUAAUAUUUGUGAAAUAAAUGAGACAUUCACUACAACAUUGUGACGUUUGCUGUAAACGGUUGUAUCUCCUUUAUUUCAUAUGAGUCACAAGUUAAAAACCAUCUUCUUAACUGACUUUUGUAUUACUAUAAUAGUUCGGAGUAUACAGACGAUGUCAAGUAUAAAAAGUGUACAGAAAGAUGUUUCUGCAUGCCUGUAAAACAGAAUGUGUGCACCCUUUGUGUAGAUAAGUGUCUUUUAUUUUUGUUACCGCCACAUUUGCACUUACGUGUGUAUGUAUAAAGUUCAAAUUGUAUGUGGAUGAAGAAUAUAAUUAUAAUGUAUGUACUUUGAUGAGAAUAGUGUAUGUGAAAUGUAUAACUGGGAUAUAUGUGUACACAGUAAAGAGAAUUAUAUGUGAGAGGAAUACAUGUUUAUGUACAUGUGUACAAAAUAAUGUUUGUAAAAUUGAGAAUAUAUGUGAAUACAUUUAUGAGAAUUAUACAUGAGAUUAUACAUGAGAAGAAUAUAUGUUGAUCAACUGCCACUUCCACAAAAUGUGAUAUCUAAUCUUGUGCUACACAGUACAUCUUUUUUAUUAUUUGUGUACCGACAUGUGUUUCUUGAAUAAAAUAUUUAAAACAGAGAA